Messenger RNA from Onychomys torridus (southern grasshopper mouse), 293 nucleotides. Its product is annotated as non-histone chromosomal protein HMG-14-like. Lineage: Eukaryota; Metazoa; Chordata; Mammalia; Rodentia; Cricetidae. The record is from RefSeq and is a predicted model, not a curated record. The coding region runs from base 1 to 249 and encodes 82 amino acids. The transcript is spliced from 2 exons. Gene Ontology annotation, cellular component: chromatin; nucleus. Gene Ontology annotation, molecular function: nucleosomal DNA binding.
AUGGUCCCUGCAGAACUUUAUACCUCAGUCAAUGCCAUCAAUGUAAUCUCCCAUAAGCCUAACCAGAGACUAACCCCAAGGUAUGUGUCAUCAGACAAAAAAGUGCAAAGCAAAGGGAAGAGGGGAGCAAAGGGCAAACAGGCCGAGGUGGCGGACCAGCAAACCACAGAUGUGCCUGCAGAAAACGGAGAGACUGAGAACCAGAGUCCAGCCUCCGAAGUAGAAGAGAAAGAAGCCAAGUCCGAUUAAACAUCCAUCAUGUCUGUCAGUGUCCCCGCCUCCCUUCUUGUACA